Antechinus flavipes (yellow-footed antechinus) is the source of this 828-nucleotide messenger RNA. RefSeq names its product histone H2A type 1-like. The transcript has a single exon. Lineage: Eukaryota; Metazoa; Chordata; Mammalia; Dasyuromorphia; Dasyuridae. The record is from RefSeq and is a predicted model, not a curated record. Bases 10 to 402 code for a protein of 130 amino acids. Gene Ontology annotation, molecular function: DNA binding; protein heterodimerization activity; structural constituent of chromatin. Gene Ontology annotation, cellular component: nucleosome.
CUUUUGGUCAUGUCUGGACGCGGAAAGCAGGGAGGCAAAGCCCGCGCUAAGGCAAAGUCUCGUUCGUCUCGGGCAGGUCUGCAGUUUCCCGUGGGUCGGGUGCACCGUUUGCUCCGCAAGGGCAACUACUCGGAGCGAGUGGGUGCGGGGGCUCCGGUUUACUUGGCUGCCGUCCUGGAAUACCUGACAGCUGAGAUCCUGGAGCUGGCUGGUAACGCGGCCCGUGACAACAAGAAGACGCGUAUCAUUCCGCGGCAUCUUCAGCUGGCCAUCCGCAACGACGAAGAGCUUAACAAAUUGCUGGGCAAAGUGACCAUCGCUCAGGGCGGCGUACUGCCCAACAUUCAGGCGGUGCUGUUGCCCAAGAAGACCGAGAGUCACCACAAGGCCAAGGGCAAGUGAAAGGGAUCACCUGAGCGGCCACCCCAAGCAAAGGCUCUUUUCAGAGCCACCCAAUUAUUUCAAGCGAAAAAAGCUGUUAAACGCAACGCGGCUGGUGGCAGUUUUCCUCAAGGGGACGUUUCCGAGGGGCUUGGGAUGAAAGGAAGGCCCUGUGAAACCUUGGGUUGGAGUUGUGUGCAGCUAAGGCUACUUGUCUUGGGUUGUGGGGACGGUGUGGACAGAACUUUCAAGAAUUGGGAGAGGUCGGGGUUAUGGCCCAAACGCCACAGACCCACGCCCAAUGCGAGGACACAAGAAGCUGCCCUGAGAACGCGUAGGCGGGGUGGCCUUACUGUAUGUACCGUGUAAACGUCACAUGGGCCCCACGCCGGCCUGCCGGACGUACCUGGGAACACUAACCCCGCCAAGGCACGCCCUUGUUUCAGU